This is a messenger RNA of Trametes versicolor FP-101664 SS1, 1041 nucleotides long. RefSeq lists its product as uncharacterized. The transcript is spliced from 2 exons. Gene Ontology annotation, molecular function: protein binding. NCBI's taxonomy places the organism in Eukaryota, Fungi, Basidiomycota, Agaricomycetes, Polyporales, Polyporaceae. The record is from RefSeq and is a predicted model, not a curated record. The coding region runs from base 1 to 1041 and encodes 346 amino acids.
AUGUCGGGCUCUGUGGAGGGAAAAAACGUAGCAGAGUGUGCAAGGACGCGCGACGAAGAAUUCUGGUAUAGCGACGGAAACAUCAUCCUCCUCGCACAUGACGUCGAGUUCCGCGUAUACAAGGGGCUUCUCGCCGAGCACUCUCCCGUGUUCAGAGACAUGUUCUCUCUCCCUCAGCCACCCUGCCCCAAUACAGUCCUCUCAGAGGAUGCCUGUCCCGUCGUCCAACUGUCCGACUCCCCCGAAGACCUUCGCCAUAUCCUACGUGUAUAUAUGCCCAAACUCGGGAGCCCGAGCGUUCCCACAUACUCGUACGAUGCAAUCGCAGCCGCGGUCCGGCUUGGGCACAAAUACCAGAUGUCGGGUUUACUCGAUGAUGCGCUCAAGUAUCUGAAGACGUAUUACCCAACCGACUACGAUGAAUGGUCAGCAUUGACCGAAUACGGCCCUCCCGGCUCAGGAUUCGAAAAGAUGCAUGCCAUUGGCGUCGUCAAUCUCGCCCGUCUCACGAACGAGGCUGACCUUCUCCUGAUGGCGCUGUUGGUCUGCACCAUCAUGACCGACGCAAAAAGGCUGGUUCACGGAUUCCAGCGCGAAGACGGCUCGCGCGAACAACUCACGCUGGACGACAUCGCACUCUGCUAUUCUGCGAGGAGCCGCCUUAUUGAGGAGUCCACCAGAGUAACGCUCCGUGUCUGCCGUCCGGAGGUCUUAAAAGCAUGCGAGACGCCACAGAACUGUGUUCGAAUAUUCCAGCAGGCGCUCCGAUCACUCGAAGAUCAAAAUCUCACCAGCGUCGCAUUCCUGGAUCCAUCUAUCCGUGUGCGCGCCGUCAAUACCUUACUCCGUAAAAAGGCUUCGAGCCUGUGCGAGCCCUGCCGGACUAUGGCUGAACAGCGCGAUGCACGGGAGAGGAAAGCGGUCUGGGACAAGCUGCCGAACAUCUUCGACCUCUCGUUACCCCCGAAAACUCCGAUCUCUCAAGGUACGUGCAACUACCACUCCAACUUGAACAAGGCUGACUCUCCGAUGUUGAUCUAG